This is a messenger RNA of Lutra lutra (Eurasian river otter), 2566 nucleotides long. It is a transcript of the gene DNALI1, whose product is annotated as dynein axonemal light intermediate chain 1. The record is from RefSeq and is a predicted model, not a curated record. Gene Ontology annotation, molecular function: dynein heavy chain binding. The transcript has 6 exons. Gene Ontology annotation, cellular component: filopodium; axoneme. Lineage: Eukaryota; Metazoa; Chordata; Mammalia; Carnivora; Mustelidae. Bases 60 to 833 code for a protein of 257 amino acids.
ACAGCAAACAAGGCGCACACUUGAGGGGCCUCAGGCGGGCUACUACCCGCGUCGCCGCCAUGAUCCCCCCUGCGGACUCUCUGCUCAAGUAUGACACCCCGGUGCUGGUGAGCCGGAAUACAGAAAAGCGGAGCCCCAAAGCCCGGCCACUGAAAGUCAGCCCCCAGCAGCCUGGACCCUCCGGUCCAGUCCCACAGCCACCAAAGACCAAGCUCCCCUCAACUUCUGUCCCAGAUCCUACAAAGCAGGCAGAAGAAAUCUUAAAUGCCAUCCUACCCCCAAGGGAGUGGGUGGAGGACACGCAGCUGUGGAUCCAGCAGGUGUCCAGCACCCCCAGCACCAGGAUGGAUGUGGUGCAUCUCCAGGAGCAGCUGGACCUGAAGCUGCAGCAGCGGCAGGCCAGGGAGACCGGCAUCUGCCCCGUGCGCAGGGAGCUCUACUCACAGUGCUUCGAUGAGCUGAUCCGAGAGGUGACCAUCAACUGUGCGGAGAGGGGGCUGCUGUUGCUUCGAGUCCGGGACGAGAUCCGCAUGACCAUUGCCGCCUACCAGACCUUGUAUGAGAGCAGUGUGGCCUUUGGCAUGAGGAAGGCGCUGCAGGCUGAACAGGGGAAGUCAGACAUGGAGAGGAAAAUUGCAGAAUUGGAAGCAGAAAAGAAAGAUUUGGAGAGGCAAGUGAACGAGCAGAAAGCCAAGUGUGAGGCCAUCGAGAAGCGGGAGGUUGAGAGGAGACUGGUAGAGGAGAAGAAGCACAAUGAGGAGAUUCAGUUCCUCAAGCGGACGAACCAGCAGCUGAAGGCCCAACUGGAAGGCAUUAUUGCACCAAAGAAGUGAUCAUUUCCACAUGGGUCUCGGCGAGCACUGCUACCCCAUCCUAAACGCGUUGUAAUAAAAAGAAGCUAGUUUCCUGAGUGAACAGGCCAUACCCUCCCCCGAACCCCCACCUACAUGUUUGUCAGAAGUCACACUUUGCCCCAGUGGCAUGGAACACAGGUCUGGCAGCCAGGCUCCUGGAUGGGCUGUAGAAGGCAGUGCAGCCAACGGUCUCUGUACAUGGCCAGCCUUGGGAUUUGCCAACUCAGAAAGUAGGGCCUUUUGCCAUAUCCCUUGCAGGUGAAACAACUGCUUUCCCACGACUGCUCCCUCCUCCCAACUACUCCUAGCCAAAUGGGCCACCUCCCUGUCCCAUCUCUGGUCCGUGAUGCAUCUUGUACCUGACCUAGGGCUGCUGUGGCCUCGGUCCUUCCCUUGAGGUCCUUCACCAUCCCCACCCCAGUGCAGUUGUAGGGACUGCUGCAGGAGCUGUGCGUUUAUAUGAGGUCAUUUUACGCCUGCCCACCACGCCCACCACAGCCUCUUCCCUAGUCUCAGGCUGCCCGGGUGAGGCAGCAAUGGCAGAGUCAAAGCCACGGCUUCUGAGCAAGUAAAUGUCUGCUGGGAAGAAACACAAGCCACGAGGUCCAUGAGCUGCCUGCCCCUCAGCAGCCCUGAGUUGCUUUGUUCAUCUUACUCGGCAGGGAAUCCCACCGUGACACUACAGCCCUCUGGCUAGCUGUGUUAGUGAACUGGAGAGGCACCCAAACCUCACAUGCAGGUCUAAUUACUCACGCGGAGGCUGCGGCCCAGAGACUGCAUUUUACGACUCCUCCCAAGUUCAACCCAGAGUUCAGAGGCCCAGGGCUGCUGCUGGUUCCACAGGCAGAACAGUACGUGAGCAACACAGAUCUCUCAUUCAGGGCAGCCCGGAGUGGGCCAGCGCAGCGAGGAGUGACUGCCCUCCUUCCUGCGGAUGCAGACUGCACAAGGAACACACUUAGGAGGGCACGAGCAUGUCCACUUGGCUGCGCUGCCUCAAGUGGCUCAGUGUUGCCCUCAGGUGCCAGGAGGGACCCUCCGUAGCAGACCUCUGACCCGACAUCGUCCCUCUGAAGGCUCCAAGGCUCCCUGGAAGGGCAGUCUGACAAGAAGAGCUGUGUUCCAAGUCAAACUUGCCCUGUGCCCCUCUCCUCUAAGAUCAGAAGCCAGCUUUUACCCCUGUCCACGUGUCCUCGGGCAUUCUAAGGCGCCACUGCAAUCACCUGUGGGCUGCCAUUUUCGUGGGCGAGAGCUCUGCUCGCUGAGAUGGGCUAGACACGAGAGUCCUUGGCAGUGAAGCACCUAUGUCCUCACCACGACUCCGGGACAGCUUGAGUGGCAUUUUCCCCUCCUAUUUUAAAGCCUGGGCCAUGUACACUACAUCCUUGAGAUUUUGUUUUCACACUUCUGUUUCAAACUAAUUGUCGGUAUGACAGAAAUACCACCUUUUCCAUGCUGUAGACCUCAUCCCUGUUUCUGUCAGAGACCUGCAUGCCACGUUAACGCUCUGGAGGAACUAAGAGGGCUCGUGGAGGUGUCAGAAGUGCCCCUGGACCCCAUCACCUAAAGCCUUGGGGUUGCAGGGACUUUCUUUUAACAGCACUGGUGAAGGGUUUCAACUGUCAAACCUCAGAAUACAUCAGGGCCUUAGAAAUGCCAACUGGGCAUGAAGAGAAGAAUACAGUUUCUAAUUGCAUAUUUUUGUAUAAUUU